Molecule: messenger RNA, 3466 nt
Organism: Odocoileus virginianus texanus
Lineage: Eukaryota; Metazoa; Chordata; Mammalia; Artiodactyla; Cervidae
Gene: SLC19A2
Product: solute carrier family 19 member 2
Biological process (GO): thiamine transport; transmembrane transport
Cellular component (GO): plasma membrane
Molecular function (GO): thiamine transmembrane transporter activity
Source: RefSeq, a predicted model, not a curated record
GAGGUGGCUAUCCCUGAACUGCCUGCCCCUGCCGGGAGGAGGCGCCACUUACAAUUUGCAGGUGUCUGCGCUGGGGACAGCGCUUCAGCCUCACUCUAGUUGGCAGCACGGAAAAGAAGGAAGGGGCCGUGUCCCCGCCCCCCGGAUGGUCGUACCCGGCCCGGAGUCCCGGCGGGCGGCGGCGGCCACCAUGCUCCUGCGCACUGCUCGGGUCCCACGCGAGUGCUGGUUCUUGCCCACCGCGCUGCUCUGCGCCUACGGGUUCUUCGCCAGCCUCAGGCCGUCCGAGCCCUUCCUAACCCCUUACUUGCUGGGGCCGGAAAAGAACCUGACUGAGAGGGAGGUCUUCAAUGAAAUAUAUCCAGUAUGGACUUACUCUUACCUGGUGCUGCUGUUUCCUGUGUUCCUUGCCACAGACUACCUCCGCUAUAAGCCUGUCAUUCUGCUCCAGGGACUCAGCCUUAUUGUUACCUGGUUCAUGCUGCUCUAUGCCCAGGGACUGCUGGCCAUUCAAUUCUUGGAAUUCUUCUAUGGCAUCGCCACUGCCACUGAAGUUGCCUAUUACUCCUACAUCUACAGUGUGGUAGACCUGAGCAUGUACCAGAAAGUCACGAGCUACUGUCGAAGUGCCACCUUGGUGGGCUUCACAGUGGGCUCUGUCUUGGGGCAGAUCCUCGUCUCAGUGGCAUCCUGGUCCCUGUUCAGCCUGAAUGUCAUCUCUCUCACCUGUGUUUCUGUGGCCUUCGCUGUGGCCUGGUUUCUGCCUAUGCCACAGAAGAGCCUUUUCUUUCACCACGUUCCUCCCUCCUGCCAGGGAACAAACGGCAUCAAGGUACACAAUGGUGGCAUUGCUACUGACACUGCAGCGUCUAACCACCUUCCGAAGUGGGAGGACGUUGAAUCAAAAAUCCCUCUAAAUCCGGAGGAGCCACCCGUGGAGGAACAGGAAGCCGCGCCAGGCCGCCUCCUCGUGCUGAAGGUCCUGUGGAGUGACUUCCUGCUCUGCUACUCCUCCCGGCCUCUGCUCUGCUGGUCUGUGUGGUGGGCCCUCUCCACCUGCGGCUAUUUCCAGGUCGUGAACUACGCACAGGGCCUGUGGGAGCAGGUGAUGCCUUCGCGCCAUGCUGCCAUCUACAACGGCGGCGUGGAGGCCGUUUCAACCUUACUGGGUGCUGUUGCAGUGUUUGCAGUCGGUUACAUAAAAAUAUCCUGGUCCACUUGGGGAGAACUGGCAUUGUCUCUGUUCUCUCUCCUGAUUGCUGCUGCAGUGUAUAUCAUGGACACUGUGGGUAACAUUUGGGUGUGCUACGCAUCCUACGUUGUCUUCAGAAUCAUCUACAUGUUACUCAUCACGAUAGCAACUUUUCAGAUUGCUGCAAACCUUAGCAUGGAGCGCUAUGCCCUAGUGUUUGGUGUAAAUACCUUCAUUGCCUUAGCACUGCAGACUCUGCUCACUCUAAUUGUGGUAGAUGCCAGUGGCCUUGGCUUGGAAAUUACCACUCAGUUCUUCAUCUAUGCUGGUUACUUUGCACUCAUCGCUCUGGUUUUCCUGGCUAACGGUACAAUCAGUAUUGUGAAGAAAUAUAGAAAGCAAGAAGAUCCAGAAUCAAGUUCUCAAGUGGCCCCCUCAUAACAUACUGCAAAUGAGCUUCAUAUUGCAAGAAUUCUGCACAACCGCUGUGACCGGAUAUAUUUAAUUUUUUAAAGUGUAGACACAUAUUUAUGAGUAUGCAUUUCAUGACUUCAAAGCAGCCAGUUGACUAUACCUUGUCUUCCCAGAGUAACAAUACAGUUGAGAAAUGAAGUAUUUGGAAUACUUACGAGAGCCAAUUUAACAAUGCGUUUUUCCUGCUUCAAAAGUGAACUUGCUUUUGAAAACCAAGAAUCAAGCGCAGUCAGGCAGCACAUGGUAAUGUACACAUGCUCACAAGUGAGUUUGGUGUUUCACAGGUCAAGUAUUCUACUUCUGUGUCUGAUUAGCCAGAUGCUUGGCCUGUUGGGACCAGGGUUUCACAGGCCACAGGAUGUUACAGUCAGAAUCAAAAUAGUGUUCUAAUAGCAUCUGCCUUUGUUCAACUUAGUUCUCAUGUCCUUGUUACUCAUGUGCAUUUGUUUCUACAGAUGACAGCAUUUGCCCUGGUUUGGUGUUCUAUAAAGAAUAUGUGUUAAUUCUGAGUUAUCUUUAAAAAUUCAUUGUGUAAAUACUCUCACUGCCCACCUUGACUGUUAUGUAUUUGUGUUGAUUUUUCUUAGAAGUGUAUUUUUACAUUAUUCAUAUGCUUCCCAGAGAAGCUAAUUUAGUUAAAAAAUAAGGCAAGUUUUGAGGCCUACUAAUAAUAUAAGUGACCUAAUCAGAAAACUUAAGGUAGGUUUACUUGUCUUUUAUUCUUCGGUAUGAAGGACUAUUAAUUUUAUGAUGAAAAUUUACUAAGUGGGCUAAAGGCAUAACUAGUCCAUUUUGUAUCUGCAUUCCCUUUUAUCUUCAAAAUAAAAUGGGAAAGUCUUCUCUUAAAAUAACUUCAUGUCCAUUUAUGGCAUUUAUAUUAUUUGUCCUUCUUAUCCAAGAUAAAGGUGUCAUUAACUGUUGGAUUAUUCCAAGGUCUUUUUCACAAACUGAGCCACUUUAUUUUGGUGGGACAGGAACUAGGAUGGACUUGUUCCUGCAUUUUGUAUAUUAAAUUUGCUUUUGUUUCUAAAGGUGGAUCAUCUUAAAUAUCUGCUUAAAAUAAGAAUUGCUGUUGAUUCCAUUUCCAAGUUACUUGAAAAAUGUUAUUAUGUGUACAUUUAAUUGGGAAAUUAGUCUACCAAGUGACUGCUAGCAUAUAUGAGACAUAACUAUUUUAAAGCCAAUUUUGUUGCCUUAACUUAAAAAAAAAAACCUAGGUCAACUUUUUUAGAAUGACAUAGGUAAAUACUGAAUAGUAAUGUCAAGAUUCCAAAACUGACAUAUUCAUUUAUGUAAGCAAGAAUUUAAGAAGCAAAUGAAUGAGGAUAAGAAUAAGUCAUUUUCCAGUCACCUUCCUUUCUGAAUAAGAGAAAGGAGAAGAGCAUUAGCUAAGGAAGGAAAAAGGAAGUGAUAUCAUAAACAGCAACCUCAGUUUUGCAUUUUGUCUUUAUUUUGCUACAUAGGGAAUGUAUACUCAGAAACAAGCAGAAAAAUGAUAUUUGAGGAAUUUAAUUUUUUUAAUAAAAUAGACUGUGGCACAAUCAAACUAUUCAUGUAACUAAAACAGUAUUUCCCUGGAAUUUAAGUCACAGUUUGUUGUAUACAAUCAGAGCUUUUACUUAUUUAAGAGAAUAAUAAGUUUGUAUCUUGGUGUGUGUGGUACUAUUUGUAGAAUGCUGAACCCAGUUUGCAAGUUGUACUGUAUGUGGUUUUGGAAAGAAGUGCAAAUAAUUUGUUGUACUUUUUAUUCAAUACUGUAUAGAUUAUACAAUUAUUUUUUAUUAAAUAUUUUACAGUAUA